Messenger RNA from Gymnogyps californianus (California condor), 2128 nucleotides. RefSeq names its product WD repeat domain 20 (gene WDR20). The coding region runs from base 1 to 1764 and encodes 587 amino acids. The record is from RefSeq and is a predicted model, not a curated record. Gene Ontology annotation, molecular function: protein binding. Lineage: Eukaryota; Metazoa; Chordata; Aves; Accipitriformes; Cathartidae. The transcript has 4 exons.
AUGGCGGCGGAGGGAGGAGGGAAGGAGAUGAACGAGAUUAAGACCCAGUUCACCACCCGGGAGGGGCUGUACAAGCUGCUGAGCCACUCGGAGUACAGCCGGCCUAACCGGGUGCCCUUCAACUCGCAGGGCUCCAACCCGGUCCGCGUUUCCUUCGUCAACGUCAACGACCAGAGCGGCAACGGGGACCGGCUCUGCUUCAAUGUGGGCCGGGAGCUCUACUUCUACAUCUACAAGGGGGUCCGCAAGGCUGCGGACUUGAGUAAACCAAUAGACAAAAGGAUAUACAAAGGAACACAACCUACUUGCCAUGACUUCAAUCACUUAACAGCCACAGCAGAAAGUGUGUCUCUUCUAGUGGGCUUCUCUGCAGGCCAGGUCCAACUUAUAGACCCUAUUAAAAAAGAAACUAGCAAAUUAUUUAAUGAGGAAAGACUAAUAGACAAGUCGAGAGUAACCUGUGUAAAAUGGGUACCAGGUUCGGAAAGCCUUUUCCUAGUAGCUCAUUCCAGUGGCAAUAUGUACUUGUAUAAUGUGGAGCACACUUGUGGUACCACAGCCCCGCACUACCAGCUACUUAAACAAGGAGAAAGUUUUGCAGUUCACACUUGCAAGAGUAAAUCCACAAGAAACCCUCUGCUUAAAUGGACAGUAGGUGAGGGUGCCCUGAAUGAAUUUGCCUUUUCCCCAGAUGGGAAGUUCUUGGCGUGUGUGAGCCAGGAUGGUUUUCUUCGUGUGUUUAACUUUGAUUCAGUGGAAUUGCAUGGUACAAUGAAAAGCUACUUUGGAGGACUGCUCUGUGUGUGUUGGAGUCCUGAUGGGAAAUACAUAGUGACAGGUGGAGAGGAUGACUUGGUAACAGUUUGGUCUUUUGUGGACUGUCGAGUAAUAGCGAGAGGCCAUGGACAUAAAUCGUGGGUCAGUGUUGUUGCGUUUGAUCCAUAUACCACUAGUGUAGAAGAGAGUGACCCGAUGGAAUUUAGCGGAAGUGAUGAGGAUUUCCAAGACCUUCAUUUUGGCAGAGAUCGAGCAAAUAGUACGCAAUCUAGGCUAUCCAAAAGGAACUCUACAGACAGUCGUCCAGUAAGUGUUACAUAUAGAUUUGGUUCAGUAGGCCAGGACACACAGCUCUGUUUGUGGGAUCUUACAGAAGAUAUCCUCUUCCCCCACCAACCUCUCUCAAGAGCAAGGACACAUACAAAUGUCAUGAAUGCCACAAGUCCACCUGCUGGAAGUGGUGGAACUAACCCAGGAAGUAAUGGAAACAGUAUCACAACACCUGGAAACUCUGUACCCCCUCCUCUUCCACGGUCAAACAGCCUUCCACACUCUGCAGUCUCAAAUGCUGGCAGUAAAAGCAGUGUCAUGGAUGGUGCCAUUGCUUCUGGCGUUAGUAAAUUUGCAACCUUAUCGCUACAUGAUCGGAAGGAAAGACACCAUGAAAAAGAUCACAAGAGAAAUCAUAGCAUGGGACAUAUAUCUAGCAAGAGCAGUGACAAACUGAACCUAGUUACUAAAACCAAAACGGACCCAGCUAAAACUUUGGGAACACCUCUCUGUCCCCGAAUGGAAGAUGUUCCCUUGUUAGAGCCUCUUAUCUGUAAAAAGAUAGCACAUGAAAGACUGACUGUGUUAAUUUUUCUUGAAGACUGUAUAGUCACUGCUUGUCAGGAGGGAUUUAUUUGCACAUGGGCAAGGCCUGGUAAAGUGGGUUUAUUGUCAUCCCAAAACCAGGCCAAUUCUCCAAGUGGAACUGUAGUAUAGCCAUCACACUACUGCUAGCAAAUCUCUGAACGCAGGACAAGAAGUAAUGACAGUGGAACCAGGAGCUGUUCUUCAGGCAAAGAGCAUCACAAAUUAUAAUGUGGCAGAGUGUAAACAUGGAAUUAUGUGAAUCACAUAGUAAUCUGCAAAGGAAUAAUGUAAUGAGUUCUUAUUACAGCUAAUACUGCUAGGCUGCUCACCCAAGGAAGAGUUUUCAUUUAAAAAAAAAAAAAAGCUUCCUUUGGUGCUGCAGGAAAAAAAUAGUAACAUUUUUGGUUUUCUUUAUACUUUUCAAGUCCAGUGUAAUUUAAUCUCUCUCUAUAAAUAUAUAAAUAAAAGAUACAUAUAUAUAGUGUAAAAUAAA